UCUUUGUUUACAUGAAUGCAAUGUUGGAAUGAAUGUACACCAUUUGAUUUGGUCUCUUUUUGUAGUUUCUAUCGAUGGUGCAAUCCGUUCAGCUGAUAUGCUUGCAACCAGGUACAGUCGGACAAUGAUGGGGAAAAUGCUACUGGAACAGUUGGAGGCAAAAGACCAACCCAUUGACCUCACUCAGUGGUACCUGUGUGAUGUGUCAAAGUUUGAUGAAGAAAUGGCCAGAAAAUUCAUACAAUUUGAUCUUGAUGAAGAGACUCAAAAAUUCCUGAAAAACUGUGAUGAGAAAUCAAAUUAUGUUUUCACACAAAUGCUGCAAACCUUCAUGAAAGGUUUCCUGGGAUAUUUCAUGUCCUUGACAACAGUUAAUGGGAUUUUAAACAGGGGUUCAAUGUUUGUGUUCUCACAAUCUCAGUUCCAACAAUUAAUGAACAUUGAUGAGACUUGGAAGGUAGACUCCCUGCUUGACUUGGGAGCAGGUGAUGGUAAGGUCACAAAGAUGAUGGAAAGCCACUUUAACAAAAUAUAUGUUACUGAACAAUCGCCUAGCAUGAGGUGGAGAUUACAGCAAAUGAAUUAUGAAGUUUUGGAGAUCGGUGAUUGGACAGCAAGAAGUUAUGAUGUCAUCAGUUGUUUAAACUUGUUAGACAGAUGCGACAAACCUUUGAGUUUACUACAAAACAUUCGCAAAUCCUUGAACCCUAAUGGAGGAAGAUUGAUUGUGGCUGUUGUGUUGCCCUUCAGUCCUUGUGUAGAAUCAGGAUCAAGAAUUCUGAAGCCUACUGAAAAAAUUCCAUUGAGAGGCAAGCAUUGGGAAGAACAAGCAGAGAGUUUUAUAAAAGAUGUUUUCAUUCCAGCUGGAUUCCUUGUGGAAUCUUUCUCAAAACUUCCUUACUUAUGCGAAGGAGAUAUGUAUAGAGAUUUUUAUGUCCUAAGUGAUGUGGUAUUUGUAUUACGACCAAGGCUGUAGAUAUGUCAAAUA
Molecule: messenger RNA, 988 nt
Organism: Dendronephthya gigantea
Lineage: Eukaryota; Metazoa; Cnidaria; Anthozoa; Malacalcyonacea; Nephtheidae
Product: methyltransferase-like protein 9
Exons: 5
Coding region: 29-976 (315 amino acids)
Molecular function (GO): protein-L-histidine N-pros-methyltransferase activity
Source: RefSeq, a predicted model, not a curated record